GAUCAGGUUAUUUUCGAUGAAAUGAAUUCUAGUAAAAGUGUCAAUAAAGUACAAACCCGGCGUAAGCCCUUAAGUGAUAUAUCGAAUUUCAUAGCAAAAACUAUAGAAAAUAAAGAUAAGCAUAGUAAGAAAGGGAAAUGUAAGCAAAGGUUUGGCAAUAAAAAUAGGUUAACUACUAAGUUUGGGGAUUCCGCCCCAGGUUUUGUUCUCAAGCAAUUGCAAGUUUCUCUGAAUAGAGUACCGGAAAUAUCACAAAAUAAAGCGCCUUUUAUUUCCAAAGAACUAAAAGUUAAUAUUAAUCGGCUACUAGGUACAUACGAAAUUAAUGAUACACAACCAGAUCUACAUAUUUCAAAGUUUAAAGGGAAGGGCAGCACAAGAAAAGAGCUGGCUGGUAUCACAGGUGCCUCGGAAUCGAUCGCGGUGCCAAAGGGAACCAACAAAAAGAAAAAGCGAACCAUAAAUGUUACAAGAAAAAAAACAUUGGAAGCAGUUAGAACUAAAUGCAUAGUUCCACCACAGUUUUCUAAAAGCACUGUAAAAUCUGAAUGUGAUGAUGUAGUUUUUUCAGUCUCUGUUGACCCUGAAGAUAGUGACAAUGAAGUGAUUUUCAAUUUUAGUGGUGAUAGUUUUGAAAAAGUUAAAGCGAAUAUCUCCAUUGUCAUACCAGAUUCAAAUAACACUGAUGAAGAUCAAGAGGUACAAGAAACGGUAAAAAAUUUAUCAGAAUUGGUCGAUGUUCCUGUAAGGAUAAAUAAAAUUUUCAGAAAAUUACCUCGAAAGAGUUAUGCUGAGGAAACACAUAACUCUAAAUCUGAGUCACUUACAGAACCCAUUAGAAAUGCCUUACCAGUUUAUAGACAAAUGUUACCUGAAACUGAAAAACUGACCAAUGAUGAAUAUGAAUUCAAUGAUUUUAGUCCAGACACAAGGAUUGGAAAAAGGAGAAAACCUAAGAGAUCUUCUUAUUUUUUUGAAAAAGAAAUUCAUGAAGUGGUAAAGAAUUUAGAAAAAAAGGAUUUGUUGCAAAAGCGUAAGGCUCAAAGGGAAGUAAUACGUAAAAUAACUAAACAGAAGAAAUGUAUUGCCAAAAAUGAAAAAAGUUAUGAUGGCAAAAUGAAGAAGCUUAUCACAAAUCUUGUCCAGAAAGUGAAAAAUCAAGAAAAACAUAAAGAGUUCAAAAUAACUUCUGAAGAUAGAGAUCAAGCUGUAGGUCAGAAAAUAAUUACUACGGCUAAAGUUCAUUAUACAGGUAACAAUAAAGAAACUCAUUCAAGGUGUGAAAAUAGGCAUCUCAUUUUAGGAUCAAGGCAAGAGACAAAGGAAAAUGGAAAUUCUGGACAGCGUGUUAGUGGUUUAAUUUUUUCACCUUGUAAUAAAAAUGAUGUCAAUUCAACUCAUGACGUGGAUAUUUCUGAUCAUAAUGAUGCACAUGAAGAAGAGGAUAUAGGAAGUUGUUUUGGAUUUGAUAAAGACUGUCAGAUUACCACUGAAAGGUGUCCUCAAAAUAAAGUAAAUAUUAUCAGUAAUGUAAUAGUAAAUUCAAGAAAAUCUACAGACUCCUCAGGAAGUUUUAGUAAUCAACCAAUAGCCAAUAGUACAAUGUUACCAGAACAUUGUGUGAAACAACCUGGAAGUCCUUGGAGAUUUGAUUUGAAUGUAAAAGUAAAUCCCCAUUUUCUGAGAAUAAAACAAAAUGCAUUACCUCAACUACAACAAGAUAUCAUUAUCAACCAUUCUCUAGCUAAAGAAUUUGAACAAUCUUGUGCUAAGACACCAAAUAAAGGCCCCAAAGCUUUAAGCAAUUCACCCAUUCAGCAAAGUAUACUUAAUUAUAUUGAAAAUAACUUAGACAAGGAAAAUACUCCUUUAAAAAACAGUUUAUAUGACUAUAAUCAAUUUGUCAGCCCAAUUAAAAAUCAAACCAAACCAAUUGAAAGACGCCAAGCCUAUAAAAAAAAUAUAUUAACAACUAAAAAUGAUAACCUUAUGAAUUUAAAAGGAAGUGACUCUGAAGAUAUUACCAACAUAACAUAUUUUGGAUUUAAUGAAACUGCAGAUGAAGUUUUAAAUGAGGAAAGCACAUCCAAAGAUCCUUCUGCAAAGCCGAGCAGAUUUGAUAUGUCAGCAAUAAAAAAAUAUCCACCAAAGAAGAAAAAAUUAAUGAAAAACGAUAUAAUUAAAGAUGCAGCGGUUUUGUCUAAAAACUUGGAAGAAAUUCCACAGGAGCAUAUCGAAGACUCCAAUAAUUAUGAGGUGCAUCUAUUUGAAGAUCCCGAAGAAAUUCUUGAUAGCAUGCCGCCGGAAAUUGGAAAGCGACAAAAAAGAAAAAGAAUUGAUUCAGAAACCAAUGAUGAAAGAAAAGAGCAAAAGCGUCAUAGAAAGACAAAAUUUGAGAUAGAACAAGAAAAUUGGAUUGAAACAUUCAACAAAGAAAUUGAGGAAACAGAAAAAUGCCAGUUGGAAUAUGACUGACUGGCCAGCCAUUAUCUUAAUAGCGCCAGUGUGUAUAUGUAGUUCUUGCUUUAUGUAAAUUUCAUGUUUUUUUUUUAAUAUGUAUUUUUUUAUAUUUUUAUAGAUAUGAAGAAUGAUCAUUUCCUGCUUUAUUUGUAGUUUAAUAAUAUGUAUUUAUUUUUUUUACUAUGUGUACAUGUACAUGUAAAUUAUUAUACCCUUAAUUUUUUGGUAAUUUAAUAAACAAACGAACCAAAAUAUUAUGUUAA
Molecule: messenger RNA, 2723 nt
Organism: Cylas formicarius (sweet potato weevil)
Lineage: Eukaryota; Metazoa; Arthropoda; Insecta; Coleoptera; Brentidae
Exons: 3
Coding region: 22-2475 (817 amino acids)
Source: RefSeq, a predicted model, not a curated record